Messenger RNA from Octopus sinensis (East Asian common octopus), 1961 nucleotides. Its product is annotated as cell division cycle protein 20 homolog. Gene Ontology annotation, molecular function: protein binding; anaphase-promoting complex binding; ubiquitin ligase activator activity. The record is from RefSeq and is a predicted model, not a curated record. Gene Ontology annotation, biological process: anaphase-promoting complex-dependent catabolic process; positive regulation of anaphase-promoting complex-dependent catabolic process; positive regulation of ubiquitin protein ligase activity. Bases 262 to 1785 code for a protein of 507 amino acids. NCBI's taxonomy places the organism in Eukaryota, Metazoa, Mollusca, Cephalopoda, Octopoda, Octopodidae. The transcript has 9 exons. Gene Ontology annotation, cellular component: anaphase-promoting complex.
GUGGUACAUUUUGAAUUUUCAAUUACAGCAACAUUCUUCUCUCUCAGCUGUGUUUCCAAAUUUCUCAAUCUCGCUUGUUUGUUGGUUAAUUAAUAUUUGUGAUUCGGCUGUUUUUGGUGGGCAUAAUUAAUAACUGGCUGUGUUAAUUAACGAACGAAUAAUUAAUCUACAGUCUACCGUUAUAUUCAGUAGGGAGGACUCGGGUAAAAAGAAUAUAUACCAAAUCACUCGAGACACGCCGUACCCCUAAAGUGCCUGGUGAUGUCUCAGUUUGACCAGUCUGCAGCCUCAGAUCCACGAAGGCAGCGUAAGUGUACGGAGAACAGGAUGCACAGCAGCAGCAGCAGCCGGAACAUCUCCAGUGGUGAGAAGAGUCCUAUGAAGGUGCUGUCACAGAACAGGACUCCAGGUUCCAGCAAGACACCCAAAAGUACAGGCAAAUCCAACUCCGGCAAGUCUAAGAAGCAGCCAAAGACUCCAAAGACACCAACUGCCGGUGACCGCUUCAUUCCGAACCGCAGUUCGACCCAGUUCGAUGUCGGCUACUACAAGAUCAUGAACGAGAACUUGGCCAAGAAAGAUGAGGCAGACACGAGGAGCCCUUCACAGGUGCAGUACCAGAAGAUCAUGAAUGAAAACCUCAAUGGGGAGAUUCUCAGCUCAAAGAUCAUUUCAUACAAGGCCAAACCCCCAACAGCUCCAGAAGGUCACCAGAACAGUCUCCGGAUCUUGUACACUUCCAGUAAGAACAGUCAAUGUAAGAAGCUUACCAGACACAUUCCACAGACCUCCGACAGAAUUCUAGACGCUCCAGAGAUUUUGGAUGACUAUUAUUUGAACCUACUGGACUGGUCUGCCAACAACCAACUGGCUGUAGCCCUGGCUGGACAUCUUUACCUCUGGAAUGCCGGAACCGGAGAGAUCAAACAGCUGACGGAAAUGGAAUCGUCCGAUGCCUAUAUUAGUUCUGUGGCUUGGGUGAAAGAAGGCAACUAUUUGGCAGUAGGGACCAGUGAAGGGGUUGUUGAGCUUUGGGAUGUCUUUAAAGAAAAGAGAUUACGCAGCAUGACAGGACAUUCUGGCCGCGUUGGAGCGCUCUCAUGGAACUCUCAUAUACUCAGCAGUGGCUCGCGCAGUGGACACAUCCACCAUCACGACGUUCGUGUAGCGCAGCACCUACAGGGCAAUGUUGCUGGACACACACAGGAGGUGUGUGGCCUGCGGUGGUCACCCGAUGGCAUGUACCUGGCCAGCGGAGGCAACGAUAACCUUUUGAACAUCUGGGCAGCAGAGGGUGGCCGCUUGGUACCCCAGUCACAGCCACUCUACUCGCUCACCUACCACCAGGCAGCGGUGAAGGCGCUGGCCUGGUGUCCAUGGCAACCAAGGCUGCUGGCAAGUGGGGGAGGCACGGCUGACCGACACAUCCGAUUCUGGAACUGUAACACAGGAUCAAAUGUCCAGAGUAUUGACACUAAAUCCCAGGUUUGUGCUAUGUUAUGGUCGGCCGAGCACAGGGAACUGAUCUCUGGUCAUGGUUAUGCACAACAUCAACUGACCAUCUGGAAGUAUCCGUCCAUGACGAAAGUAGCUGAACUGACAGGUCACACAGCGCGCAUCCUACACUUGGCUAUGUCCCCGGAUGGGUCGACGGUGGUGUCUGCUGGAGCAGAUGAGACCCUGCGACUCUGGAAGUGCUUUGCAGGCUCCGAGCAAAAGAAGAAGGCUGAGAAGAACAAUAAGGCCCUCGUGCCAGGCAUGAUCCGAUUGUCUACAAUUCGGUAGUAUCUGGCGUGGGCCUAGUUUGAUAUGGUCCCGUUUGGUGUAGUGCCUCUAACUCCCUCGUCUCUUUUUCUCUUUUUACCUACUUUCUCUGCUUUGCUUUGGUCUUUCAGUAUAUAUAUAUAUAUAAAGGUUACAUAUAUAUAUAUAUAUAUACAAAACAUGAAAUAUAUAUAUAU